UAAUCGUUAUCUAAUAGUAUAAAAACAAAUGUUGCCUUUUUCGUCAGAAAAUCGCCUAUAAAAGCCACGCAUUUUAGUUCGUACUACAUCACAGACUUUUAACCAUUCCUUCUGUAAAACUGGUAUUAGGUAAGCACGAGGGUUAAAUCAAAGUUUCUGGAAUAGUUUGCUUAUUUUAUACAGGCAGUCGUCGGAAAUUUAAGAAAAUGAAAACUAUUUUAUGUUUCUUGGCUGUGGGCGUCGUUGCUGUCGCUACACAAGAUGCAAGCGAUCCGCAAAACAUGCAAUGCCUUGUUGGUGUCAGUAUUAACGGAGAAGGAUUUUUCGAAACCGUAGACUGUGUAAAUUCGGAGGAAGCCUGCCAGACAAAAAUCGAGCAAAGGGGAGCAUUCAACGUUGUGUACAAACGUUGCAAGAGACAGAAGGAAUGUGACAAUAACGCAAGAAACAACGAACUGAACUGCUAUGGACCACUAGCUAUCGCCAACAAUGUGAAAGUUUGUCAUUUCUGUUGCUCGACUCCUGGCUGCAACACAAUGAAUGAAAUACCGAACUAAAUAUGAAGAAAGUCGAUGUUUACGUGCGCCACAUUAAUCACUGCGUAUCACAUUGUAACCAACCAUGUAAAAUAAAGUUACUAACCAACAGCUUA
This is a messenger RNA of Ciona intestinalis (vase tunicate), 652 nucleotides long. NCBI's taxonomy places the organism in Eukaryota, Metazoa, Chordata, Ascidiacea, Phlebobranchia, Cionidae. The record is from RefSeq and is a predicted model, not a curated record.